Molecule: messenger RNA, 999 nt
Organism: Phytophthora sojae
Lineage: Eukaryota; Oomycota; Peronosporomycetes; Peronosporales; Peronosporaceae
Exons: 2
Source: RefSeq, a predicted model, not a curated record
CUGGCUACUACGAAGACGCUUGUCGAGGGCAUGAUCGGUGUCGACAUGCAAGGGGCGUGCGGCGCCAUGUACGACGGUUGGACGUGCAACUUAGAGCACUAUGUUGUUGUAUUUGGCGUGUUCUGCAAGAACGGGAAACUUGAGCAACCGCUCCUUGCUAUUGCACCAAUGGGAGAGGGCGAUCUGACGGCCCCAGCGCAUUGCGCAUUCAUCACGCGCGUGUUCGAGAAAUACAACCAAUCACUGGAGAGCUUGGCGUUUUUGAUUGGCGACAAUUGUGCCACCAACCGAGCAGCUGCGACACGCCUCGAGGUCCCGCUGAUUGGCUGUGCAUCUCACCGCUUUAACUUGGCGGUGAACAAGUAUCUGGAGGACUACACGGAAGAGGUGAGUGUAGUGAGCGCGCUGAUGCAAGCGUUGCCCACCAUCAACAAUCGCGCUGCGUUGAAGGACCAGACGAAGCUGUCGCCGCUGCGCCCGAACGUGACCCGUUGGGGCUCAACCUUCAAGAUGUUGGCGCGCUACGUUCGUAUCCGGGACGAUAUCAAGCAAGUAGAGGCUGUCUUCGAUCUCAUCCCCACGGCGGCAAUGCACGAACGUAUCAAGAGCCUUCUCGAGGACCUACGGAUUUUCGACAGCGUCACCGUUGCACUCCACUCCGACGACCUGUCACUUGCAGAUGUGCGUGUACUUUUCGACUCUAUUGUUGAGCGCUUCCCGCUGCUGAAGCCAAAGCUCGGCCCCACGGCAAGCAUCGUGCACUCUCCCAGCUUCGAGACGGCUGCUGUGAAGGUAUGUUAUUAUUUUCGGAAAAUGAUGCCCCCUACGAGCAACCGCUGCAAACGCCUCUUUUCUCAAGCCAAGCUGGUGAUCACGCCACAGCGGUCGUCGUUGUUGCCUGAGAAUUUUGAAAUGUCGAUGUUUUUACGUGCGAACAGGCGCUACUGGGACGUCAACACUGUCAACGACGUCUAUCGCCAACUGCGGGGCUCCUCGUAA